Molecule: messenger RNA, 2381 nt
Organism: Corylus avellana
Lineage: Eukaryota; Viridiplantae; Streptophyta; Magnoliopsida; Fagales; Betulaceae
Product: quillaic acid 3-O-glycosyltransferase CSL1
Biological process (GO): cellulose biosynthetic process
Cellular component (GO): membrane
Molecular function (GO): cellulose synthase (UDP-forming) activity
Source: RefSeq, a predicted model, not a curated record
UCAUUGUGCCGGACCAAAUUAACACCAUCCCACAAGCGAGCAGUAGUGAAGUGAACAAUGGAGGAUUCUGUGCCUCUCCAUGUCCGCCAUGUGCACAAACUAUCCAUAUUUAUCAACAGAUCACAUUCGCUUAUUCACUCCAUAGCUAUAGCUUUCUUGAUUUACUACAGAGCCUCUUUCCUCUUCCAAGACCCCAAGACCAGAGCAUCCCCAACUCUACCAUGGCUGCUUUUGUUCGCUUCGGAGCUCCUCCUCUCCUUCAUAUGGCUCCUCGGCCAAGCAUAUCGCUGGCGUCCCGUUACUCGAACAGUAUUUCCAGAAAGAUUGCCGGACGACGAUAAGCUCCCGCCCAUUGACGUCCUCAUAUGCACGGCGGAUCCAGACAGUGAACCGACUGUGGAGGUGAUGAACACGGUGUUAUCAGCCAUGGCGCUCGACUACCCGCCGGAGAAGCUCCACGUGUAUCUUUCCGAUGACGGGGGUUCUCCUCUGACUUUGCAUGGCAUGAGGCAGGCUUGGUGGUUUGCAAGGGGGUGGCUUCCUUUUUGUAGGAGGUACAGGAUCGCCACCAGUUGCCCACAGGCUUAUUUUUCGGCUCCGGAGGAUGAUGGAGGUGGUGGAAGCUCGGAGUUCAAGACUGAGCGACAGAAGAUUAAGGAAAGGUACGAGGUGUUCAAGGAUUCUAUUGCAAAAGUAAGAGAAAGAGGUGGGACAAACGACAAUGGUCGGAUCACUGCACGAGAUCACCCUUCUGUUAUUGAGGUGAUACAAGAUGAUCAUGCCAACGACACCGUUCCGCCUGUAGACCAAGCUAAGAUGCCUCUCCUUGUUUAUGUUUCCCGUGAGAAGAGGCCUUCUCAUCCCCACCAUUUUAAGGCUGGAGCACUCAAUGUCCUCCAAAGGGUAUCAAGCUUGAUAAGCAACUCCCCCUACAUGCUAGUGUUAGAUUGUGACAUGUAUUGCAAUGACCCCACUUCAGCAAGGCGUGCAAUGUGCUUCCACCUUGAUUCUAACAUCUCACCCUCCCUAGCUUUUGUUCAAUUCCCUCAGAGAUUCCACAAUAUCAGUAAGAACGACAUCUAUGACAGUCAGCUGAGGUCAUGUUUUUCGGUGCUAUGGCAAGGUUUUGAUGGACUUAAUGGACCCGUCGUGUCUGGGACAGGCUUUUAUAUCAAGAGGGAGUCAUUGCGUCGAGGUGUCAUACAGCAAGACGUUAAUCUCGAGGAACUUAAACAAUCAUUUGGUUCAUCUAAUGAGUUAAUCAAAUCCUUUCGCCAAAACCACAAGCCUAAUGUGAUCAACAGUCAGGAUGGAUUGCUAAAAGAGACUCAAUUCUUAGCCUCCGUUGCCUAUGAAAAUGAUACUAAAUGGGGAAAAGAGGUCGGUUUCUUGUAUGAUUCUGUGACAGAAGAUUUAUUUACAGGGUUCAUGUUACGUUGCAAAGGUUGGACUUCAGUUUAUUGUGAUCCGUUGAGGCCACAAUUCUUGGGAAGCGGCAUCACUAAUUUGAAUGACUUACUGAGUCAAGGCACCAGAUGGAGCUCCGGAUUGGUAGAAGUGGGUUUAUCAAAAUUCUGCCCUCUUAUAUAUGGACCACCAAGAAUUUCUCUUCUCGAGAGCAUGAUCUAUGGGGAUCUUACAUUUUUCCCUUUGAUCUAUUUCUUCCCACUAUGGUGUUUCGCCACUAUUCCCCAGCUCUGUCUACUUGAUGGCAUCACCCUGUACCCAAAGGUCUCAAACCCACAUUUCGUUAUAUUUGUGUUCAUCUUUUUAUCGGCCAUUUCUAAGCAUUUACAAGAGGUUCUCACAACGGGAGGGUCAUUCCAAUCAUGGAGAAAUGAACAAAGGAUAUGGAUGAUUAAAUCAAUUACAACUCACUUAUAUGGAAGCUUGGAUGCUAUUAUGAAGAGGAUGGGGGUGAGAGAAGCCAGUUUCUUGCCCACCAACAAAGUUGAGGACGAUGAACGAGUCAAACUAUACCAAAUGGGAAAAUUUGAUUUCCAAACAUCAAAUAUGUUUCUUGUUCCCAUGGUUGCCCUAAUCAUCCUCAACAUGGCUUCAUUUACUGGUGGACUUUUUAGGGUGAUGUUUCUUGGCGAAUGGGACAAGAUGUUUGUGCAAGUUUUCAUCUCCUUCUAUAUCUUAAUUAUGAAUUUUCCAAUAAUUGAAGGGGUGAUGAUAAGGAAGGACAAGGGACGUAUUCAAUCAUCAGUCACUUUAUUAUCUGCUGUCUUUUCGUGCGGUAUUUUGUUUUUGGGAUUUAUAUUUCUCCUUUAAUAAGUCACUUAAUUAGUGCAGAUUUAUUCUACAUUUUCACACUAAUUAUUGUAUCACUAUUUCUGUUCUAGGUUUCAUUAUUCAUGAAGGGCAUAUUUCUUUCU